Messenger RNA from Papilio polytes (common Mormon), 1564 nucleotides. It is a transcript of the gene HSPBAP1, whose product is annotated as HSPB1-associated protein 1. The transcript has 6 exons. Gene Ontology annotation, molecular function: 2-oxoglutarate-dependent dioxygenase activity. NCBI's taxonomy places the organism in Eukaryota, Metazoa, Arthropoda, Insecta, Lepidoptera, Papilionidae. The record is from RefSeq and is a predicted model, not a curated record. Bases 133 to 1362 code for a protein of 409 amino acids.
AAGUCACUUUUUGUCAAAAUGUUUAUUAUUUUAAACUUCUUAUGAACCUCGAAAAGAAUGAUCUCAUGAAAUAGUGACUAAUUACCGGUAAUAUUAAUAGCAUUCAACAUAGCAACAUACUGCAGUAAUAACAUGGCUUCUAUUCAUAACGAGGAUAUAAUUAAAAAAUUGAUAAAAAAGACUACUGUACCACUUAUCUUACGACAAUUUGUUGACGACUGGCCUUUAUGCUGGUGGAACUUGGAAAAAUGGUCUUCGAUUUUUGGAGACAAAGCGGUGCCUUUCCGCUGUAUGAAGAGAAAUUUCAUUUCGACGGGUCCUUGCUGGGAAAGGAUGUGCAGCGAGAAGUUAAUGACAUUUCAUGAGUUUGUUGGUAAGGCAGAGGAGAGUGAAGAGUGGAUGUAUUUUGAUUAUAAAUAUUUACAGCAAUGGUUUAAUGGACAUAAUGAAUUAAUUAAGGAGGUCUCAUGGAAAAAGUUUGGACAUCCUGAUAAAAAUGCUUCACACAGUACUCUGUGGAUUGGAAGCAAAGGAGCACAUACUCCAGCUCACCAGGAUACUUAUGGAUACAAUAUCAUAACACAGUUGUAUGGAAAAAAGCGUUGGAUACUGUUCCCUCCUGAGACUGGUAACCUGAAGCCGACCAGAGUGCCUUAUGAAGAAUCCAGUGUGUACAGUGAACUGAAUUUCUACUGUCCUAGUAAUUUAGAUAGUUUUAAUGCUUUGACUGGUGCUCGAUUGGUAGAGUUGUCAGCGGGAGAUGCUUUAGUAGUGCCUAGAGGCUGGUGGCAUUAUGUACAAAAUAUUGACAAUGUCAAUAUUGCUCUUAACAUAUGGUUACCACAUGAAAAGGAUACCUCAACCCAAGUUUCUGAAGCAUUGGUUAAAAUUUUAGUAGCUCAACUAUGUAAAGACUUGCCUCAAGAAACGGCUAAGCUUCUAGUCAAUCCAAAUGAGGAUGAUAUAUCGGAGACACCUUUAGCGGUGCUAUUUCUGCAACUGGACACGGUCGCUAAGACUUAUUUAGACAAUAAGAAGAAACUACGACGUGUCAAACGACAGAGAACUUGUGACAUCGACUCUGAUACAGUGUCACAAGCAGAAGACGAAAUCGAUUUAAAAAAAUUACUAGAUAAUAAAGAAAAUAAGCUAGAAUUAGCGACAAUGUUAAAUACAAACGAUUUAAUAGAUUUAUUAAAAGAUAAUAUAAAGAUGUUUGUUAAUGAUGGCAAACAAAUCGAUGAUGACGAGAUAGAGGGCGCCACUGACAAACUUCAUUUGACAAAAGCUGUCAUAGACGCGUUCUGUCAAAGUAAUGUGAUAGAACUUGUUAAGCAGAAUUUGUGUGAACGUCUCGGUUAAUUUUAUUUUAUCUAUGUAAUAAAAGAUUCUGACAUAAAUAACAGAAAUAGGCAAUAUCUAUAUGUGAUUUUUUUUUAUUAGUAUUUGUUACAUAUUUUUUGCUGAUUUAUGCAUCUGUGAUGUGACGUAGUAAAUUAAAAAAAACGUACUUAAUUACUAUAAGUAAAAGUAUUAUAUUAUGCUGGGAGCAAAUAAAUUACAA